Molecule: messenger RNA, 2763 nt
Organism: Maylandia zebra (zebra mbuna)
Lineage: Eukaryota; Metazoa; Chordata; Actinopteri; Cichliformes; Cichlidae
Source: RefSeq, a predicted model, not a curated record
AAAUAAAUAGACAAUAAAAUCCGAUUAAUUUAAUUCCUAAUAAACCAAAAGGCCUGAAAAUAGUCACGUGUUCCCCGUACCAAUAUGGCGGCAGUGCUUCUACAGCGGACACACGGCAGUGGCUGGAGAAUAAAUCGAGUGCACCUAUACGGUUUUUAGGUCACGUGUUGCAGUUUUUUCCGCGGGAUUGAUGGCUGGAGCUGUGCGGAGCUGAAGCUUCCUACAUGAAGAAGAUAAUCACGGCUCAUUGGAAGACUGCUGUGCUUACCAACAUUAAUUGCGGCUGGACGCAACUACCGCUUUACAGAAACAAACCAUCCAAACCUUUUGUGGAUCUUUACAGAGUCAAAGAGAUGCCACCAAAGAAAAAGGCCAGAGUCAGUAAAAGGAAUACAGGUUCAGGCAAAGAUGAUGACAGGGAGCCAGUGUCCCCAGCUUUGAAGAAGAGGAAAGCUGCAACUUCUGGUGGAAAAACUGACGAGAGCUCGGCGUCUUCUGGUUCUCCACAGUACAGUCGCUGGCUGAUGAAGUCUGAGCCCGAGAGCCGCUUUGAGAAUGGCAUCGACGUAAAGUUUGGCAUCGAGGACCUGAAGGCUCUGCCUGAUCAGACCAGCUGCUGGGAUGGCGUUCGUAAUUAUCAGGCACGCAAUUUCAUGAGGCAGAUGAAAGAGGGGCAGCUGGCUUUCUUUUACCACAGCAACUGCAAGGAGCCGGGGAUAGCAGGACUCAUGAAAGUUGUGAAGGAAGCUUAUGUGGACCACACUCAGUUUGACAGGAAAGAUGUGCAUUAUGAUGCAACCAGCAAACCAGACGACCCCAAGUGGAGCAUGGUAGACGUCCAGUAUCAAAGGAUGAUGAAGCGUUUUCUUCCUCUGUCGGAGCUUAAAAAGCACCACCUGCAGCAUCGCGCUAAGGGGGGGCCCCUCAAGGACAUGGCGCUUUUUACAAGGGCUAGGCUCUCUGUGCAGCCUCUCAACACCGAGGAGUUUGACUUCAUCUUGAGUCUGGAGGACAAAGAGCCACUGUAAGGAUUGACUUCACAGCGCAGCAAAAUCAUCACAAGUACCAUUGCUUCACUGUAACUGUUAACGUUUAUUAAAGAUAUUAAAUAUUUUUAUUAGACAUCAUAGUCCAGAUUCAAUCUGUGAAAACACAAACAUGUGGUUAUGGCUUGAGUUUCUUGGAACUGGAUGGAAAGCAGUGCCUCUUUAUAAAGUAUAAACAGAAGCAGCAUUAAUUAUGGCUGACCUUUGCUCUCAGAGUAGCGUCAAGCAUCAUUUUAUUGACGUUAUUUAAUUCAUAAUUUAUAAACGGCAGCAUAUUUUACGACUCCUGAUACCCUUUCAACGCUCGUUUUAUCACAUGGGAAUAACUUGACAUUGUGUGCUCAACUGCUGCCCGGUGAUGACAGAGUGAGUGGGAAAAUAAAACCCGCAAACAGCCUAUGUGGCAUGGCCUUCCAGGUAUUUGCUUAAUUGCAAAAAAAAAAAAACAACAACAACAACAUGCAAAGGGCUCUUGGUAAAUUUUCCUUUUUGUAGACUGUGGGGGACCCACAUUAAAUGAAUUUAAUGUGCUGAAUGCUGAAAAGUACCUUAUAUAACCUCUGAUGAGAUGCUGGUUUGGAAGUAUUAAUGCUGUUGCUGCAGCCCGAUGCCACAACAACAACUCCCGUAUUAUAUGUCAGAGUCAGUCAGAUGGUGUAGCACCAUUUAUCUCCUAACUGACAUCACUGUUAUUUAAAUAGUUUUUAUUAACUAUUUCCAAUUGAUUUACUUGAAUAAUUGUGUAUGCUGAUGCAAAAUAGCUACUUCGAACAGCAGUGGCUGAAAAAGCCCAGCCUGCUUUGGAACCCGAGCCCUGGGGCACACUGUGUGUUUCCACUCAUGAAGUGUGGCCCAGGGCUCAGGUCACAAAGCUCCAGAGCGCUAAUGACUGAAUCAGUGUGUUGAUAUCUUCUGUGGUCUUUUCCACAGUCAUAGUUUUAUGAAACAUUGUCUCCUUCGCUCUGGUUGUCACAUUAGGAUAACAUCACCUUUAAGUUUUAAGCCUCGUCUUUAGUUGAGACCUUUCUCUUUACGUGUUUAAAUUACACCUCAAAGCACAUGCAUGCAUGUCCUCUUUCACCUGAUGUUACUGUUGUUAAGAUAAAACUUGUUAAGAUAAAACGGAUCUCCUAAGAACCCACCAGAACGUAGAAACCUGUUAUAAAACAGAUAAAACCGAUAUACAGACAAAGUCUUUUGUGGAAAUGUCCUUAUAAUGAAUAUGUGGUCCAGCAGAAGUUGCUGUGGCUUGCUUGCACCGUUGCCUCAGAAGGUCCUGAGUUCGCCUCCAACAUCUAGCCAGGGCUUCUGUGCGUGGUUUGUAUGUUCUCCCCAUGUUUGCAUAAGGUCUCUGGUUUAACCUAACCCUACCCUGCCCCACCCCAUGUUUUAAAGACAUGCAGUUGGUAGGGUUAGAUUAAUUUGUUGUUCUAAAUUGCCCUGCAUCAGACUGGUGACCUGUCCGGGGUAUACCCUGACUCUUGCCCUAUGAUAGUUGGGAUAGAUCCAGCCCUGAUGAGAAAAAGUGGAAGAGAAUGGAUGGAAGGACAUUUUCCUAUGAGAAAUUCAAAAUAAAAAUCUACUAAUUUUGCAACUCAUGAGAACUUAAAAAUCAAACUGUACAGUCAUGAUGUGUAUGUGAAAAACUGAAGUAUAUCAUAUCAUUCAGUAGCUUGUAAAACCACCUUCAGCACCAAUAAACUGAUUAUUGUCUGUA